AUGGAUGAGAGCUUAUAUGAUAUAUUUGAAGACAGAACAGACGAUGAUCUUUUUGCCAUUUUGGAGAGUCUAGAAAACUUCACUGAUUUUCCUCUCAUCAACAACAAUAACCAGACUGAAACUGUUAUUACUCCAAAAGAAAAUGAUUCAACUUCCACCUCGAGAUUACUCUCUCAGAAAUCAGUCUCUUCUCAACAAGACUCUGAAACUGAAGUUGAAACUGAACACAAAAACAAGAGACAGAAACUCACACCGUCUUUGCUACAGGAACAGAUCAUUAACAGUGAUGGACAACAAAGGGUUUCUCACAUUACCGUCGAACGUAACCGAAGAAAGCAAAUGAAUGAACACUUAUCCGUUUUAAGAUCACUCAUGCCUUGCUUUUAUGUCAAAAGGGGAGAUCAAGCAUCAAUAAUCGGAGGUGUAGUCGAUUACAUCAACGAGUUGCAACAACUACUCCAAGCCCUCGAAGCCAAGAAACAACGAAAAGUAUACAACGAAGUACUCAGUCCGCGAUUAGUUUCGUCUAGUCCACGACCAUCGCCGCUAAGUCCGAGAAAACCACCAUUGAGUCCAAGACUAAACCUACCCAUUAGUCCAAGAACUCCGCAACCAAGUAGCCCUUACAAGCCAAGAAUGCAACAAAGCUACAACAAUAUCUUACUUUCACCUCUUGACCCAUCUCCUACUACUUCAUCUGCUUCAUCUGUGAAUGAUAAUAUCAAUGAACUUGUUGCGAAUUCUAAGUCUCAUAUUGCUGAGGUUGAGGUGAAGUUUUCAGGUCCUCAUGUUCUUUUGAAAACGGUUUCUCAAAGAAUUCCAGGACAAGCUUUGAAGAUUAUAUCUGCACUUGAAAACCUUGCACUUGAAAUUCUUCAUGUUAACAUUAAUAGUGCUUCUGAUGAUACCAUGUUGAACUCAUUCACUAUCAAGAUUGGAAUUGAAUGCCAACUGAGUGCAGAAGAAUUGGCUCAACAAAUCCAGCAAACAUUCUGCUAA
This is a messenger RNA of Lathyrus sativus (Indian pea), 999 nucleotides long. The record is from the annotation of a GenBank genome assembly. Lineage: Eukaryota; Viridiplantae; Streptophyta; Magnoliopsida; Fabales; Fabaceae.